Manis pentadactyla (Chinese pangolin) is the source of this 1588-nucleotide messenger RNA. It is a transcript of the gene C16H6orf141, whose product is annotated as chromosome 16 C6orf141 homolog. The coding region runs from base 62 to 643 and encodes 193 amino acids. The record is from RefSeq and is a predicted model, not a curated record. The transcript has 2 exons. NCBI's taxonomy places the organism in Eukaryota, Metazoa, Chordata, Mammalia, Pholidota, Manidae.
AAGGCCGGCCCCGAGCCCACACCCUGGGCCGGCGGGGCCCGCGCGCCCAGAUCCGCUGCGGAUGAAUGGCCCUGCUGCCUGGAUGGGGGCCCCGGGGCCCCGAGCCCCAUACCUCGCGGACGCCCCUCGCCGCCUGGCGCGCGCCGGGUCCCUCCCGGGCGAGGUGGAGCGCGCGGCGCCCCCGGGCCCGGGCGCCCGGAGUCCCGCGGCGGCGGCGAGCGGAAGCCGGGGCGGCGCCCACGAGCACCGCGGGGCCGCCGAGAGCCUGGACUGCGAGUCCUGGGUCAGAGAGAAAGUGCUCUUCCUUCUGCACCCCGAGAGGUGGUCGGGGACUCAAGGGGACUCCGCGCGGGGAGAGGCGGCCGGUGGAGAGGACUUAUUCCCGGUGGGCGGAGACGACCUGGAGACGGACUGCCCUUCUCUCUUUCCGAGAGAAAGGCGAAUUUCUGGCAGCCGUGUAGACGCCCCCUUCGGAGCCCCUGAACGGGACCCCGCAUCCGCACCCAAGUCCGUGCUCGUGCGCGUCGUGGACUACGAGGUGACCCAAGAAGUCCUGCGGAGCGCGUGGACGGAGGGCCGCAUGACCACACAGACGGAGGAGCACACCGUGACCGCCAUCACUUUUCGCACCAGCAGGGAGUGAGGCAGCCUGUGGGGCGCAGGGACCCCUGGAGAGCCCCUGGGCUCACUUGGCAGGGAGAGGAGCACAACGCCGCGGAGACAGGAUGGUUUCACGGUCCCCAGGGAACUGAUUCCUGAGGAGGUUUAACUGGAAAGAGGAGCCCGGGGAAUCUUCGGGCUGGUGGGGAGUGAGCGAUGCUCCUUAAGAAAACGCCCUUCGGGGAAUCCCAGCCUGCAAUAUGCCAACAGCAAGGAACUUUUAAGAGCCUGGGGCAGGGCUUCGGGGAGACAGAUAGCACCCAAUACAGAUUGCAGAACUGUAAGCAACAUUAUACCUCUUUUAUCGUAAACACUGUGAUGGUCUGGGACCUAAGUCACUCCGAAGAGAAGAAAAGACCUAAGAACAGAAGUGAAGUUCGAGGUCUGCAAGUCUGCAAAGGGGGUAGGAGUGGAUGGAAAGAGAACCUAGUUUUAAAAGCUGAGAAAGUAAACAGAAACGGGAAAAAUUUUUAAACGCAAGUAAAAUCUCUUUUUACUCUCUCCUGGUGUGCACAUUUUUCUCCCCCCCAUCCUCCCACCUCACAUUUAAGUAUUAGGAAGAAAAGAGCUAGGAGAAAAAAGGGGAGAACAGAAGGCAGCCUUGAAGGUGAAAUGCCAUUUAAAGGGGUUUACGCCGACAUACCUGAGUCCAGUAAAAUUGCUUUCCAUCUGAAAUUUUUAAUCAUUUUAAUGUUUAAAAUACUGCCGAUAAAUCUGAUCUAACGGUAGGUAAUGUAUACUCUGUCAUAAAAUGACUGUCUCUCUUAUUCUUGUCCAUAGUUCCUUAUUAGUAACAUUUGUAGUCAAGACUGGAUUGAAAAUAUUUAUCUCUUGGUGCUGUUGAGAAAAAAAAUACUUCUGGUGCCAUUGAAAGAACUCAUUUAAUUUUACUACUUCUUUGUUAUUAAACACCAUCUUUAACUUUUUA